Messenger RNA from Saccostrea cuccullata (small rock oyster), 2275 nucleotides. Its product is annotated as glutamate receptor ionotropic, kainate glr-3-like. The transcript is spliced from 12 exons. Gene Ontology annotation, cellular component: plasma membrane; postsynaptic density membrane. The annotation marks the transcript as partial. Gene Ontology annotation, biological process: modulation of chemical synaptic transmission; synaptic transmission, glutamatergic. The record is from RefSeq and is a predicted model, not a curated record. Gene Ontology annotation, molecular function: transmitter-gated monoatomic ion channel activity involved in regulation of postsynaptic membrane potential; glutamate receptor activity. NCBI's taxonomy places the organism in Eukaryota, Metazoa, Mollusca, Bivalvia, Ostreida, Ostreidae.
UGUGGCUUGAUUUUCAUUUAUUAAUAUCCCUACAGGGAAAUGGCGGAGGACAGCCCAAAGCCCUGAUAUUAUCAGAUUAGAGUCUGUGAAUCGUUCUGUGAAUCGACUGUAUUUUCUCGAUUAAAAAGAGUGCUGCGUUUGGUAUGGCCUGAUGGGUCGGGUGUGUUACUUCAUUCUGCUGACCAUUUUAUUGGUGGACAACAGUCUGGCCUAUAAUUAUUACCUGACUGCAGCGGUUGUCGGUGAUAAAGGUUCCAAUCGGAUAGCCAAAUUCCGCCAAACUCUACAGAGGCAGAACAAUGACAGCGGUUAUUGUAAGAUAGAGUUUAUACAGCUAGAUUACGACCAGACAGAUGGAGAUGCGGUGUACCAAUCUCUCAAUACAGCCCGUCAAACGCUGAACAAUGAAUCGGUCGUCGCUGUACUUGGGCCAUACAUCGAUGUCUUCACGUCCAUGGCUUACGUCAUCACCAAGCAAGCACAUCUCAUCACGGAGAGAUCUGAGAGUUCCGAAGCUUCUUCGAGAUCCCUUCCGAUUCUGCCAGACUCAAGAUCAUUGGCUUAUGCUGUUUCAAAGAUUAUUGCUAAUGCUAUGCAAUGGAAAAAUAAGAAUAUAGCUUUCUUAUCUCAAAAUGACUUCUCUAUGGUACCAGAACUUAGUCGGAGAGACGUUAAGGUUUGGCCGAUCCGUUUACCUCCCCACAUUAAGUCGGAGGGGGAUAAGGAGUUAAUGUUGACUCUCACCAGUCUACGUAGUGCUCAGAGAACGCGACUAGUCCUCCAUUCCAUGGACAGCUCUGUCGUCAAAUACGUCAUCAAAGCAGCAGAAAAAUUACUCUUGUUUCACAGUUCUUUGAGCUGGUUUAUAACGUAUUUGGAUUUUGAGGAUAUUACCUCCAUCAUGAAUAAGACGGCUGAUAUCUACGGUCUACAACUAUUAGACAGAAACUCUUUAUCAACCACCGACACUCACGACGCCUUGGAAGAAGCUGUGCUGAGUGAUUCUGUGGCUCUGUUACGUCACUUUCUCCAGAAGAAAUAUGAAUGUUCUGAAGAACCUCAACAAGACGUCAACAUGAAGGCGGGAGACGUGUUAGAGUUUGUACACGAUCUGUCAAGUGGCAGGAGCACGCCUUACAUCGGGGCCCUGGGUCAGUACGUAUGGACCAAUACUAGCGACAACACAGGCAAAAUGAGGACACAGUAUUCGUUUGGAAUUAUGGGAUAUAAUGGAACAACAACAAAGAUAGGUAACUGUUCCUUUGUGGGGAGGAACGUGACGAUUUUGGACACUAAGUUGAUGCCUGCCCCUGACAAAAGUUUGGAUAAAGUGCUGGCAGGCCAAAUGUUUACGGUCAUCACGCGUGUGGAACCCCCAUUUGUGCUGAAAACAGGGGUUGGUAAAUACGAAGGGUUUUCCGUUGAUGUCUUAGAAGAGAUUGCGUCUAUGAUGAACUUCAACUUCGAAAUAAAGGAACUGGACAGCUUUACAAACAACAAGAGCGAUGUUACAGCCGACUGGGACACCAUUAUAAAACAACUGAUUGUAGGGAAUGCGUCUAUGGCGAUUGGUUCCUUGGCGGUUAAGUCAAGCAGAGAGGAACAAAUUUCUUUCUCCUAUACAGUUAUUUCUUCUACCAUCAGCAUGCUCUCAAAACGACCAGUCAACUCGCCUGUCCUCUUUCAAUUUCUGUGGCCAUUUAGUUGGCAGCUCUGGGUAGUCAUUAUUGCCUUCUACGUCGUCGCAGGUGGGGCACUAUGGGCCAUGAGUAAAUAUGACGUCACUCAAAAUGGUUCAGAGCAACAGUUCAAUUUGAAAGAAAGUAUUUGGUACUCCGUUAAUCUUUUCCUUGGAGGGGGCACCGAGUAUUCUCCGCAGACGACAUCGAUGAGGACGAUGGUGGCCUUUUUCUGGUUCUGUACGCUUGUGAUCACUGCUGCCUACACCGCUAACCUGGCGGCGUACCUGACUCUACAACAACAAGACACACGCAUCAAGACCGUGGAUAAACUCUCUAAACAGAUGACCGUGAAGUACGGGCUGCAGAAAAACAGCGACCUGAUGCAUUUCUUCAAAGAUUCCUCGAUGGAUCCGUACGAACGAAUGUGGGCCACCAUCAAACUGGAGGAGGAGACCCGACUAGUUCCGGAUAGAGAGACUGGUGUUAGGAUGGUCAAAAAUGGCGUGAACGGAAGUGACUUCAUAUUCCUUGAUUUGGCCAAAAUAAACGAAUACACGGCUUUACAAAGAUGUGACAUGGAAUCGUACGAUCAG